GGGAAUACCGCUUCGGGCGCACGGAGCUUAGGUGUCGUCCCACGCCCUGGACCGUUGAGCGUCUGCGCAUGUGUAGCGCUGUGGCUCGAGGUCGUGACUUUCGUGCGAUGUGGGUGCUCAGGCAGAUGGCGGUUGUCAUCCUGGUGGUUAUUGGAUAAAGGGGGCGACGGGCCGAGAAUGAAAGAGAAUGGGGAAGUUAAGCAGGUGGAAUCGGACGCCGAAUCGAGGAUGCAGAUCCCCGCUGCGGACAAGGAAACGGGACAGGGUUUCGGCAGGAGCCUGAAGCAGAAGUGCGCCGCGUACGUGCUUGCCCUGCGGCCCUGGAGCUUCAGCGCGUCGCUUACUCCAGUUGCCCUGGGUACGGCCCUGGCUUACAAGACCCUGGGCCAGCUCGACCUGACCAUUUCCCUCCUGGCUGCCUUGGCCGUGCUGGCCGUACACGCGGCCGGUAACCUGGUGAACACUUAUUACGACUUCAGCCGGGGCAUCGAUCAUAAGAAGAGCGACGACCGGACCUUAGUGGACCGGAUCCUAGAGCCACAGGAUGUGGUGCGGUUCGGAGCCUGCCUGUACACUCUGGGCUGCCUCUGCGCCUGUUCACUCUAUUUUUUGUGCAAACUCAAACUUGAACACUUAGCUCUGAUCUUCUUCGGGGGCCUUUCCAGCUCCUUUCUUUACACUGGAGGCAUUGGAUUUAAAUACUUUGCUCUUGGUGAUAUUAUCAUUCUGAUCACCUUUGGACCGUUAGCUGUGAUGUUUGCCUAUUCUGUGCAAGUUGGUUACUUGGCCAUUUCGCCACUACUUUAUGCAAUUCCUUUAGCACUCAAUACAGAAGCCAUCUUGCACAGUAACAAUACCAGAGACAUGGAGUCUGAUAAACAGGCUGGGAUUGUCACCUUUGCCAUCAUUAUUGGGCCAACGUUAUCUUACAUUGUGUAUAACAUGCUGAUAUUUGUACCCUAUGUAAUAUUUUGUAUAUUAGCAACUCGAUAUACAAUCAGCCUUGCAUUGCCGCUUUUGACUGUACCUUUGGCCUUUUCACUUGAGCGACAGUUUCGAAGCCAGAAUUAUGCCAAAAUUCCCCAGAUGACUGCAAAACUAAAUCUUUUUCUAGGAUUGUUCUACGUUUUUGCCAUUUUGUUAGCACCAUCUGGAAGCUUACCAAACUAAAACGGCACAGACUCCUUUUUCUAUAAUUUCAGAAAUCAAAAUUGACGAUGGUGAAGCUAUUUUUAUUUUAAAAUAGAGAAGUUGGAACAGUACUUUUUUUUUCAAUUAAGCCACUAUUCCUUUUAAACAAAAAAUUGUUAAUUUUUUGCAGUUACUCCACCUUCCACUCCUUGGCAAAGGUGCAAUUUGCACCUGAAAAUUAAAUGGUGCAUGGUGUGUUUUUUUUUUAAAACAAUGAUUUCAACAUCAGGAAAACAAUUUGCAUACGUACUGUACAAGUAAUCCAUAUUUUCAGUGUCAUCAUAUGGUGAGAAACUAUAUCACAAGUAGAUUUAAACUCAUGCUACCUUAGAUUUUGAUUCAUUAUACCUAAUCCUUUACAUAGUUGAUUCUCAUAUAUAAAAUCAUGGACAAUAGAAAAUUGAAUUUAUCUGUUUUUUACGUCUUGAAAACUUUAAGCAUUAACAGGUUAAUAAUGGAGGACUGACGUAGCUUGUAAAUGGCUUGUGAUAUAAUUUCAUUUUGGCAACAUCUGUAAUGGACAAAUUUGUAUGAUUUAUACAAUUGGUUUCUGGUAGUGCAAGAAAGUGAAUUUGUAGCACACAUACAGAUGUACUGAGAAUUGGUCCUAGGAAGUAAUUUUAGAUAUGUGAUGUCCAUCUAAUUUGAGAGAACAUCUUUUUGUUUUGCUUUUGAGUUUGUUUGAACUUAAUUGUAAUUGCAUUUCGGUACUUGUUUAAUUCUGUCAUAACAUGCACUGUUUAUUUGCAAGGAUUGAUAUUUUGAAGUUAUGUUUGAAAUACAUAAAUUAAUGGUAAAAAGGAGAUUAAAAGGCAGGUAAACAGCUUGGCAAGAUGUCAAAACGUAAACUGUUUUAGAGGAUGGAGUAUUUAGUAUUUAUCAUUUUACUUUGUACAAGAUUUCAAAUGACUUUGCAUUAAAUUUUAAGGGAAUAAAUGGAUUCUUGUUUACCCUUUACACUCCCCAGAGUUAGCUAUUCAGUUCAAUUAAUGACCUCUUGGUCAGCUGUGCAGUUGGGCAAUCAAAAAUUGCUCCUUUUGCCAUGCUAACGUUGGUCCAUUUAGCGAGGUCAAGCAAUUCUUUUGUUGUUAUCUAAGUCAGAGUUUCUCCAAAGUGCAAUUUGAGUUUGUGAGCUGUGACGCAGGUAUGGCCACCUUGGAAUUUUGCCUCUCCACACUCCCUUUCCUGUCUUCUCUCAGGUCAUCUUUCCCACUUUUGCAUUUCUCACUGAGCGGUAAUGAUUAUUUUCAAGUCUCAAUCAUGUCACAUUUGGAAAGUUUAGAACACUGAGUUAAUUAGUGAAUGAGAUAUAAUGGCUUUCACAAUCAAUGUACUGCAUUAUGUUGGAUCAACUCACUGCAGAUGCUGAAAUCUGUACUGAAAACAACAAAUGCUGGAGAUCACAGCGGUCAAACAGCAUCCACAGAGAGAGAACAAGCUCUGUUGAAGAGUCAUUUAGAUUUGCAAUGCUAGCUUGCUCUCCAUCGAUGUAACUCACUGUGAUCUCUAGCACUUGUUUUCAGUACUGAAUUUUGCUACUGGCUUAAAAGGCAGGAAAAAAGUGCCAGCAGUAUAAAAACUUUCUCCUGUUCAAGCCUCCUUUACAAUCAUAACAACAACAAAAUUGAAAAGCCUAUUAAUUUAUAUGAGAAACUUGGAAUUUUGUUAGUUUGAGGAAGACAUUUUAGAAUUCUUCUGUUUUUUUUGCUUUGGACAUAAUUUAUUUUAAACUUCAUUCUCUCCAUUUGGAAACUUGCUACUUCAGGACUGUCUCGUGUUGUUUGAACAUCAGUGGAGUUUUUCCAUGAGAAAUUGUAGAAGCAGGCAUCCUUUCCAUCACUGGAUGUUUUGUGCUCCAAAUGAUAUAUUUUCACGAAGAGAUUGGAGAAAAAACUAUUAGGGUCAAAUAAAAAGAAUGGUUUAUUGCCCUUGAGUGUAUUUUCUCUUCAAUGUAAGGAUUUUUUUUCAUGAAGAAAUAUGUUUUAUUCAAAGAUAUCAGUUUCCCAUUUUUAGGAAAUGUUAGUAAUUGAACUUUAAUUUCUGUUGCCUUAAGUAAUUAAUUAUUGCACUGACCAUUGAUUUUUUUUCUUUUUGUUUUGUCUUCAAGUAUUUAUAGAUUUUUCACGUGGAUAAAGAUUUGAAAUGCAGAAAAUGUCAGUGUCAAGAUAGUUUUGUUAAUUCAGUGUGCUGUGGGGAGUAUGGAGCACACCAUCGCCUGUGUCGAUGAAUAUGCUCCCUAAUUCAUCACAAAAACAGAAAUUGCUGAAUAGCAUCUGUGGAGAGAAACCAUCAAUGUUAUGAAUCCAGUGACCUUUUGUCAGACCUACUUUUUGUUUCGGAUUUCCAGCAUCUGCAGUUCAUUAUUUUUCUCCCCUAUUUAUAGUUGUUUCUUUUUAAUUAAGUCUUACCUGAAUUUUGUUUACGGUAUUUUUUACAUUUGUUUUGCUGCUCGAUACAUUAAAAUUCUUGAAGUUCAUUUCCUUUUGACUGAAGAGCACUUUCAUCCCAUAAUAGUAUUACUGAAUAGUGCAAUGAAGUAAAAUUAACUAUGAUUAAGCUCAAUCAUUUAGAGACAUAUAAUGAGUUAACAGAGCAUUCAAAGGAAUUUUGAUUUUUAUUUUAUUGUGACUCCUAUUGUCAAAACUUCCUGACCUAAAAAGAGAGAUUUUAGGAGGGAGAGUUUUGGUCUUUCUUUCUCUUGUUGACAUUUGCUUAUUCAAGAAUUAACCUGUGGAUGUGUAAAAACAUGCUUUCCGCUAGUGUGUUGUUUACAUGAAGCUAAAUUUGGACAGAUUUUCAAAUCACACUGCCCGGAUACAUCUUUUAGCAAUUCCAGCAUCCCAAAAGUAGAGAUUUGCAAGCGCAUACAGUCUGGCAGAAACAAUCUUCUAUCCAGGCUGGUAUGUUACCCUGACACAAUUUGGUGUCAGAAAAUUAUUAGCCAGUUUGAUCCAAACAAAUAAAACUGACAAAUGAUAGGAACCUAAAUUUAUAAUUUGUGUUUGGGACAGGUUACUGGACUGAUGGCUGUUUUAUUUUAAGUACUUUGAAACCUUUUUUGAAAUGGAUUUGACUUGGAGAGUCGUCCCCAUACACCUCAUUCUCCAAAACCUAGAAAGAAAAUUAACCUUUCCUAAUAUCUUUAUGUAUUCUGAUCCUUUAAGAUUGUCUGUCCAUGACGAGGAUUAUUCUGGAAAAUAAAUGCCUAUGAUGCAGUGUAUGACAUAUUAGCAUAGCUGGAAGAUUGUUUUUUUUUGUCAGCCAGCUAAAGGGUGUAUAAAAAUGGGUGUUUGUUUGACAAGCUGUGCUGAGUGUGGUCCUGUAAGGAUCUAUGCUGGGACCUCAAUAUUUUGCUUCAGUUACACAUAUUGGUGAGACCACAUCUUGAGUACUGAGAAGUUUUGGCCUCUCUUGGUAAGGAAGGACCUAAAUGCUUUGGAAGUGGUUUAUAGAAGGUCUACCAGAUUUGUAUCUGGAAUAAGACGGUUGUCUUCUGAGAAAAGAUUGGAUAGGCCAGACUUGUUAUUACUGGAGCCUGGAUAGUCUUGAUAAGAUUAAUGUGGAAGAAUAUUUCAUCUUGUGGGUAAGUCCAUAAUUAAAGGGCACUGUUUUAAAAUUAGGCAUUGCCUUUUCAUAACAAUUUAAGGGGAAAAAAGUUAUUAUUGCUUUGUAACCUGACAACUCUGCAUCAAGCGGUAGAAUCAUUAUAUUUUUCAGAGUUCUAAGUUUUUUAGACAGUUGGGUAGAUUAUGGAACCUGGGGUUGUUCAGGGUAGGUGGGAAUGUUGAAUUUGCAAUGCAAAUAAAUCAGCCAUGAUGUUAAUUAAUGGUGAUGCAGAUCAAAGGAUCAAAUUAUCCACUCUGCUCUUGUUUUAUAUGUUCUUCUGCUUUGUACUAUUGUUUUUCCUUAAGCAUAAGUAUUGUUUGAAACAAAUUUCUAGUUCCUCAUUAGCGUUUAAUACACAACACUAAUAGAUAUAAUCACCGUGGGUGGCACAGUGGUUAGCACUGCUGCCUCUCAGCGCCAGAGACCUGGGUUCAAUUCCCGUCUCAGGUGAC
Messenger RNA from Chiloscyllium plagiosum (whitespotted bambooshark), 5249 nucleotides. RefSeq names its product UbiA prenyltransferase domain containing 1 (gene ubiad1). Gene Ontology annotation, biological process: menaquinone biosynthetic process; vitamin K biosynthetic process. The record is from RefSeq and is a predicted model, not a curated record. Gene Ontology annotation, molecular function: prenyltransferase activity. Lineage: Eukaryota; Metazoa; Chordata; Chondrichthyes; Orectolobiformes; Hemiscylliidae. Gene Ontology annotation, cellular component: Golgi membrane; endoplasmic reticulum.